AUGCGAUUAAGCGAAAUGUUACGUCGUUCAGCAGAGCAUACAAUGAUUAUCAUGGUACAAACCAUGUUUGAGAGACUUAAAUCUUUAGAAGAAGAACCGAUAGCAUUGGUUUCACAAGAGGAAGGGGAGGGUGAAAAGAAUUCUGCUCAAGAAUCCCAGGUGCGGAUGGCACCUCCAGAUCCAAAAUCCCCCAGCCUUCCUUUGAAUUCGGAAUAUGAUGAUAUACCUUCCAGCCUUUUGUCUAGUGCUUCUACGUUCGCUUUAUCCAAAAACGACACCUUAAAUGAGUCAUCUAUAUACGAUACAACAGAGGAACCUAUAGAGCUAGAUGAAAAUGGAGAAGAAGUUCGUAAUGAGGUUAAAUCUAAACAAGAAAGAGACGCCGGAUCGAGCCCUACAGUUAAUGCAUCAAAUGAGGAUGAAAAAGAUUCUGAACCAAGGCCUUUCGGAUUACCGUCGAUAAAGGAGUUAUUUCGUGUUCUCGUGUCUUUGCUUAACCCCCAUGACGUUCAACAUACAGACACUAUGAGAUUAAUGGCCCUCAGCAUAUUAAAUGCUGCAUUUGAGGUUGGCGGUAAAACUAUUGGGAAAUUUGAGUCUCUGCGCAAUCUUGCAAUUGACGAAUUAUGCAAAUAUUUAUUUCAACUUGCCCGCACAGACAACAUGGUUCUUUUAUCACUUUCUCUUCGUGUCAUAUCAACGGUGUUCGGGACUCUUCGCCCGUAUCUAAAAUUACAGCAAGAGCUUUAUUUAUCAUUUCUCAUCGAAAGACUUACACCACCAACGAACAGUUUGAGGACUAUUGCGUUUAACGCAGAAUUUUCAAGUAUAAAUAGUAGUAUCGAUUCUCCUCUUGCAUCUGGGUCAUCAACGCCCAGCACAGGUCGUGAUCGUAAUUUACGCUUAAGUGGAGAGACUUCUGUUGCGACUGGCGAAGUUCGAGAGUUAUUACUCGAAUCACUUGGCCAGUUUGCUAGGGAUCCCUCUUUUAUGGUAGAUUUGUGGGUCAAUUAUGAUUGUAAUAUUGAUUGCGGAGAUUUAUUUGAAGAAGUUGUAAAAUUUUUGAGCAAGAAUUCCUUUCCUGAAAAUACCGGAUAUUCGGUUAGCAACUCGUAUGUUAUUUGCUUAGAUUCUCUGUUACUGUAUGUAAAUCACAUGGUAGAAAGGUUAAAAUCAGAGAAGGAUAAAGAUCGUCCAUCAAACUGUAAUUUAUCUUGGGAUCAAAUGUCAGCGACAGAUUAUAAUGCCGGUUUAAGACCUGCGGUUUAUCCAUAUGCCGCGCAGCUUUUACAAUUAAAGCAACAAAAAAAUAUAUUAAGAGAGGGAGCUUCAAAAUUUAAUGAAAACCCUAAACAAGGGCUUGAAUUCCUUCAAGCGAACGGUAUAAUAUACAAUGAUCCUUCCAUUGACAAAAAUACGAGUCUCGCUAAAUUUUUGAAAUCUACAUCGCGUAUUAAUAAAAAGCUCUUGGGCGAUUUUCUAUCCAAACCAUCGAAUAUUGAGAUUUUAAGGGCUUUUGUUAAACUUUUUGACUUUGAAGGAAAACGAAUUGACGAAGCCUUGAGAGAGUUACUUGAGUCUUUUCGUUUGCCCGGCGAAGCUCAGCAGAUUGAAAGGAUCGUGGAGACUUUUGCUGUCACAUAUUUUGCAUCCGGGCCAGCCGAAAUCGAAACGCAAGACGCAACUUUUGUUUUAUCUUAUUCGGUUAUAAUGUUAAACACGGAUUUACACAAUCCGCAAGUUCGGCGUCGCAUGACAAUUGAAGAUUAUAUGAAAAAUCUUCGUAAUGUCAACAACGGACAUAAUUUUUCACCCGAAUAUCUUAAUGCAAUAUAUGAUGCUAUACGUAAAAGAGAAAUAGUUAUGCCCGAAGAACAUGAAGGUCAACUAGGAUUCAAUUAUGCAUGGAAGGAACUGUUGCGAAGAGCGGAUCACGCUGGGCCGUCUAUAAUAUGUGAUGUGUCACUAUAUGAUAAAGACAUGUUCGCUACUGCUUGGAAGCCUACGGUUGCGGCAAUUUCAUAUGCGUUUAGCACUGCACAAGACGACACAACUCUGCAAAAGGCCAUUACAGGAUUUCGGCAUUGUGCAUUAUUAUCUGCCGAGUAUAAGUUAUACGACGUAUUCGAUUAUAUCAUUAUGUCACUGUCUAAGAUGACAGGAUUGCUUGGCACGAGGUAUUCCAACGAAACUGCAAAUAAUCCA
This is a messenger RNA of Acaulospora morrowiae, 2205 nucleotides long. The record is from the annotation of a GenBank genome assembly. NCBI's taxonomy places the organism in Eukaryota, Fungi, Glomeromycota, Glomeromycetes, Diversisporales, Acaulosporaceae.